CUUAAUAUAAUUUUCUCAGAAAGCGCAUACAAGCCUGACUACAUCUCUGUGACGUUUAUCUCUGCAGGCCGUGUUGUAAACCUGGCCAGCAUGUACGCGAGGAUGGGAAAUGCCAUGCGGUCACCUUACUGUGUGUCGAAAUACGGAGUGGAAGCUUUUUCUGAUUGCCUUCGCUAUGAGAUGAAGACCUGGGGAGUCAAAGUGUCCAUAAUCGAACCAGGAAACUUCAUCGUUGCCACUGGCAUCAUGACCCGAGACAUUGUGGCCAGCACGGCCAAUAAGCUGUGGAACGAGGCACCCUCACAUGUGAAGGAGGAUUAUGGGAGAGCGCACUUUGAGCAGAACAUGGCUCUGAUGCGCUCUUACUGCAGCAGCGGACAGAAGGAUGUCGCCCCUGUUCUGGAUGACAUCACUGAUGCCAUCAUGUCCAAGCGUCCUUACACGCGAUACUACCCCAUGGAGCCAUAUUGGUGGAUCAGAGUUCAGAUGAUGACCCAUCUGCCUGGCGCCGUAUCCGACUUCUUCUACUUCUAAAAGAGGAGCUGUUCCUGAAUUGGGUCACUCAGUUUCAUAUAGAAGCAUAUUAUUCAACUAUGUAGCGCUACACAGAUCAACAGACUUACCCUAAAGAGGGCUCUCUGCUACCUAUUCCUCAGCACUUUAAAUCAUUCACUGAUCAAGCCUUAAAACUUAACUGUAAGAUAAUUAUUGCACUUUGCUUUUUGUAUGUCUUACAAGAACCAUAACUUUAUCUAUACAGAUAUAUUCCAUGAUAAGUAGUAACUACUUUGUGUUGAAUGUCAGCAGGGCUAUGACAUAUAUGUAGUUAUGAAUACUGCAUUGUUGCUUGUUGUGGUGUUAGCUUAAAAGGACAGUUCACCCUAAAAUUUAAAAAAAUCGUAUUUUUACUCUUACAUUUCAUGCUAUUUAUCUCACGAGAUUAUUUUGCUGUGAGAUGCAAAGAGAUAUUUUCCAUAGAAAUUUGCCUUCUCUCUAAAUAUAAUGAAACUAGAUGGCACUCGGCUUGUGGUGCUCAAAAAAAAAAGAAAAGGAAAAACUGUGCCAGUCAUAUCGGAUUUGGCUGUUCACUUUGAAUAUUUGAUGAUUCAUUUUGUUUUCCAUAUAAAUCUGAAAGGGCUCUGCAGGCUGUUCAGCGUCACAGCAAGAUUUAUGUAACAUAUUAAACAAGCUAGCGGCGCUAAUGAUGGACCACAAAUGCCCAACAGCAUUUUUUACAGACACUAGACAUCACUUGCUGUGACCUGUAAAUUCUCCACAGUCUCUGUCUCACUCCAUGCUGUAGCCAAUUAAUUGUUUAUACAGUUUUUAAAAAGUUGGCAUAUGAACUAUUCAAUAAAGGGGAAAGUGUUAAACUUAUAACCUAAAUGGGCAAUAUAUCUCAGGAGACACAAACUGCAAUUUUCGCAACUAUAGCUCAUAUAUUGAAAAAAAUAAUGAAAAUAUGUUGUUUUAGCCUAGAUCCUUGGUAAAUGGCAAUUAACUAAUUUUCCAAAAUAUUUAACUGUACCUGCCCAAAGAGUGUUUUUUAUUUUCGGGUGAACUGUCCCUUUAAAAAAAGAUGUUUGUCCCCAUAUGACUUUUCCCCCUGAUGCUUGUCAUGUUUUGCCUUAUGGGAAUCUUCUGGGCCCCGACUGGCUCAAAGACCAAAGCUGGUCGAGCUCAAGAGAAGACUCCUGCUGUUCUGUUGUGGUUCUCGCCGGAACAAACCGUGGUCAGCUACAGUAAGGCGGUGGUGAGAUUUGGCUCGACUCACCCCAAAGUUACGCAACGACAACACAAGCCCACUUUGUCUCACAUGCAGCAUGAGACCCUGCGUGCUACUUUGACAGUGAGUUUGAUUGAUGUGAUUAAUGGGCGUGCUUGAGCAAAAAAAGGUUCUCCCCGUCCUCCCUCCCUCCCUCCGUAAUGGAAAAGUUUUCUGAAUAUAAAAUGAUGUGAAUGAAAAGAGCAUUUUAUUUUGAAACUGUUACAAUCACAGUAUCAUUUUUUCAAGAGUGAUUUGAAAUAAAGCGACCAAAACACAAUGGUGUUCUGCAUUUUGAGAUCGGCCUGGGAGGUUUUAGUAGAUGUAUGGUUACAAACAGCCACCAGGUGGCGUACAUGCGUCAUACAAAACUACAGUGGCUGCCCUCAUGCAUGAAUUAUCUGCAGUCUUUAAGAUAUUGUUAAUGUCCCAAUUUAAGCUGCAUUAUAAUCACAUUAUAGCAAAGCUGAAACACAGAGAGAAAAAUCGACCAAGUUUUUUAUGUAGUCAGGACUUACAGGCAACCAUUAGACCUAGUCUGCAAAACAUUUUGUCAAUUGCCAUUUUGAAUUCCAGUUUAAAAAAAACAAACAAAAAAACUGCUGAGAUAAAAUGAAAGUGGAAGUACCAACAUUUAACACUCAGUUUUGAGCAUUCAAACACUGCGACGGAUAAAAACAGACGUAUCAUUUUUAUGCCGUUUAUUACGUCUUUUCAACACUCUAAUAAACUCUUCUAAAUUAUUACACCUGAAGACGAUCUCCCCUCCAUAAAAACAGUAUUAAGAGCAUGACAUUAAAUUUCACAGCACUGCCUUUAUCAUUCCACAGCAUGGAUCUGUUUUCUUCACUCUCUCUCUCAUACAGAAAAAAAAAAAAAAAAAAAAAAGCUCUGUGAGACAACGGACACCAAGAAGCAGCACAAAAGCACCAAAGUUGAACACGGGUCAGUUGUUCGGAAUAUUAUCAAGAAAUCAAUGUGGAGAUUCAAGAUUAUCUCAGGCUUGGUAAGCAGUCGGGAAGCAAAAGAGAUGUCCGGCUGCGAUGUAGUUCUUGAAACAUAGUUUGAUGAACAAUCACUUGAUAAUAUCCGUCACAAAUGACUUCAGUGUAAGCAGAUUUAAAACCAUUUCUGUACAGCUACAAGGCUCUGCUCAUGCGGCCUCCGUUGGUGUAAAAUGAAAAAAGAUCCCAGUUUAUAACAAUAUCUAUGCAGGGAGAUACUGUAGUUCUGUUUUCCAAUAUCGAGUAAAACAUUUAAGUAUUGAGGAUUUCUUUUUUUUUUUUUUUUUUUUUUACAUAUUUAAGUGGCUAAACUGCAAAAGUGAAUGUCUUACACUAGUCUUAUAUGAAAUACAUACAGACAUAAAAAACUAUUUCCUUGGAAACCAUGACAGUUUCUUCACAACCGACGAUACGUGAUGCCGUUAACUUGAGGUGCUCGUACAUGAGAUUCAGGUCAUGAUUACAUCACACCUGGGAGGGUUAUGUUUCUGAAUGAACACCAGCACAUAUUUUAUACUGUACACGUAGGCAUUCGCUUUUCACUUAAGGAGUUAUACUUGAUGAAAUCAGCAAAGGUAAGGUCACUUGAAACUACACACAAUAUCAUCUAAUGGGCAUUUUAUGCGUGACGAAAAAACAAAAAGACAUGUUCAGCCAAAUGAGCUAAAUGAGAAAACACCCUUCUCUGUAAGGAUGACACCCCCCGACGCAUCGCUCGCUAAUCAGACUGACGCACAUGCAAAGCUUUAACCAAAUAGCACGCACGGGUGACAAGAGAAGUGGGAAGAAGAAAAAAAAAAAAAGGGACGCUAAACCUUUGGUUGACAGAAAGCUGUGAAGGCACAUUUAAAAUCUCCUCCUAAAUCCUUCAAACUGGGGCACGUAGCGUUGGCGUUUGUCACUUUAAUGCUGAGUUAUAUUGCAGAUGCUGUAGAGCUGGAAGUCAGGGAGGAAAUUUAACACACACAAGAAAAUGGGUUGUUGAUAGCGGAUGGUUAUUACUGUGGGGCAGGCAAACACGAUCGCACCUGAAGUGUCGGAAGAAAUGGCACAAAAACAACACCAGGGACUGGGUGUAAGAAAUGACAUGUGAUGGGAUU
This is a messenger RNA of Plectropomus leopardus (leopard coralgrouper), 3869 nucleotides long. The record is from RefSeq and is a predicted model, not a curated record. Lineage: Eukaryota; Metazoa; Chordata; Actinopteri; Perciformes; Serranidae.